Hibiscus syriacus is the source of this 1640-nucleotide messenger RNA. Its product is annotated as protein MID1-COMPLEMENTING ACTIVITY 1-like. The transcript has 8 exons. Gene Ontology annotation, biological process: cell surface receptor signaling pathway. The record is from RefSeq and is a predicted model, not a curated record. NCBI's taxonomy places the organism in Eukaryota, Viridiplantae, Streptophyta, Magnoliopsida, Malvales, Malvaceae. The coding region runs from base 240 to 1499 and encodes 419 amino acids.
GAUUUCUUGAUAGAUCCUGCUUGAAACCACAGAUUCUAUUUCUUCUCAAGUUUCAUCGACGUAUCGUCAAUUCCCUUAAGAACUCAGGUCUGGCUUUUGUCGGCAAUGCAAUUGGAGUCAAAGCUCUUGUUAUGGUGAAGCACUGAAGUUCUAGCUUAGAACAAGCCAUAACUUUUGAAAAUUACCCUAUCAAGCUUCGUUCAUAUUUUUUUGGUUUUAAGUUUGAUUGAGAGUAAAGGAUGGCAUCUUCGUGGGAACAUUUUGGAGAAAUCGCAAACGUAGCCCAGCUUGCGGGCUUUGAUGCUGUGCGGUUAAUAGCUAUGAUAGUUAAAGCUGCAAGCACAGCACGAAUGCAUAGGAAGAGUUGUAGGCAAUUUGCUCAGCAUCUGAAGUUGAUCGGUAACUUGCUGGAGCAGCUUAAGAUAUCAGAGCUUAAAAGGUAUCCCGAGACGAGGGAGCCGUUGGAGCAGCUUGAGGAUGCAUUGAGGAGGUCUUACAUUUUGGUGAAUAGCUGUCAGGAGAGGAGCUACCUGUAUGUUCUGGCCAUGGGGUGGAACAUUGUUUAUCAAUUUAGGAAGGCUCAGAAUGAAAUAGACCAAUAUUUGAAGCUUGUUCCUCUUAUCACUCUGGUGGAUAAUGCUCGAGUCAGGGAGAGGCUAGAAGUUAUUGAGAAAGAUCAACACGAGUACACGUUGGAUGAAGAGGAUAGAAGGGUGCAAGAUGUUAUAAUGAAACCAGAACCCUCAAAAAAUGAUGCCAUUAUUUUGAAGAAAACUCUUUCUUCUUCGUACCCAAACAUGGGUUUUAAUGAAGCACUGCAAAAGGAAAAUGGGAAGCUUCGAUUGGAACUACACCGUUCGCAGUCUAAUUAUGAUGUGAAGCAGUGUGAAGUAAUCCAGCAUUUGCUUGAGGUAACAGAAGUUGCUGCAACUUCUGUUACAGAGAAGAGUUCAUCCACGAAAGGGUCUAAGAAAGUGGAGCGUAAUUACUCAGAUGCCAAUAGUGAGAAAGAUCAUUCCUAUGAUGCAAACUCCCCUAAGAACUCCGAUUCUUGCACAACUUCAAGAAACACUUCAGUUUCAUCAGGACAUGAUCUGCUCUCCCAUAGAAGUUCACAUCGGUAUGAAGAAUGGAAUGCUGAUUUACUUGGUUGUUGCUCGGAACCAUCUCUAUGUAUAAAGACAUUCUUCUAUCCUUGUGGUACAUUUUCAAAGAUUGCUACUGUUGCAACAAACAGGCAUAUGUCUUCUGCAGAAGCAUGCAACGAAUUAAUGGCGUAUUCAUUGAUAUUGUCAUGCUGUUGCUACACUUGCUGUGUUAGAAGGAAGCUUCGCAAGACGUUGAACAUUACGGGUGGCUUUAUUGAUGAUUUCCUUUCGCAUUUGAUGUGCUGCUGUUGUGCCCUUGUUCAAGAAUGGCGAGAAGUAGAGAUGCGUGGGAUCUAUGGUUCAGAGAAGACUAAAACAAGCCCUCCACCAUCACAGUUUAUGGAAUCGUGAAAGACAAUGUUCUCUUGGGAGCUUUGUACUAAAAGCUUGCUUCCCAGCGUUUGAAUCUACAGAUAUAUAUAUGUAAAUUAGUGAAAUUAUUAUUGGAGACUGAACAUAUAUUUUUGCUGUAUCAGACCUGAUUUUCAGUUA